Carlito syrichta (Philippine tarsier) is the source of this 768-nucleotide messenger RNA. Its product is annotated as dual specificity phosphatase DUPD1. Gene Ontology annotation, cellular component: cytoplasm. The record is from RefSeq and is a predicted model, not a curated record. NCBI's taxonomy places the organism in Eukaryota, Metazoa, Chordata, Mammalia, Primates, Tarsiidae. The transcript is spliced from 3 exons. Bases 28 to 732 code for a protein of 234 amino acids. Gene Ontology annotation, molecular function: protein tyrosine/serine/threonine phosphatase activity; MAP kinase phosphatase activity. Gene Ontology annotation, biological process: negative regulation of MAPK cascade; protein dephosphorylation.
UGCUAACCCCCAUCUUGACCCUCUCUCAUGACCAGCUGCAGAAAGGAGAGAAGAUCCCUUGGCUCCAAAAUGACAUCCAGAGAAGCGAGGACAAGCCUCAAGAAUGCCUACUCACCUGCCAAGAGGCUGUCACCGAAGGUGGAGGAGGAGAGGGAGGAGGAGGACUACUGUACUCCUGGGGCCUUCGAGCUAGAGCGGCUGUUCUGGAAGGGCAGUCCCCAGUACACCCACGUCAAUGAGGUCUGGCCCAAGCUCUACAUUGGAGACGAGGCGACGGCGCUGGACCGCUACAGGCUGCAAAAGGCGGGCUUCACGCACGUGCUGAACGCGGCGCACGGCCGCUGGAACGUGGACACCGGACCCGACUACUACCGCGACGUGGACAUCGAGUACCACGGCGUCGAGGCCGACGACCUACCCACCUUCGACCUCAGCGUCUUCUUCUCCUCGGCAGCCGCCUUCAUCCACAGCGCGCUGCGCGACGACCACCAUAAGAUCCUGGUUCACUGUGUCAUGGGCCGCAGCAGGUCGGCGACGCUGGUCCUGGCCUACCUGAUGAUCCACAGAAACAUGACCCUGGUGGACGCCAUCCAACAAGUGGCCAAGCACCGCUGUGUCCUACCCAACCGGGGCUUUCUGAAGCAGCUCCGAGAGCUGGACAAGCAGCUGGUGCAGCAGAGGCGACAGGCCCAGCGCCCGGCUGGUGAGGAGCACGCUGACAAGGCGCUGUAGGGCCCUCCUCUCGGGUGAGCAGAGACACUUGGGAAC